Messenger RNA from Hansenula ciferrii, 345 nucleotides. RefSeq lists its product as uncharacterized. The transcript has a single exon. NCBI's taxonomy places the organism in Eukaryota, Fungi, Ascomycota, Saccharomycetes, Phaffomycetales, Wickerhamomycetaceae. Bases 1 to 345 code for a protein of 114 amino acids. The record is from RefSeq and is a predicted model, not a curated record.
AUGUCUACUGUCAUUAGGAGUAUGAGACAACUUCAAGAAAUUUUAAAUAAUCCAGAUGCGUAUAUUGCAAUAAUGUUUAUUGAUGAAGAAAAUUAUCCAGAUUCCAAAAAAACAAAUGAAAAAUUUGAUAAAUUAGCUCUUGAAGAUGCUAAUAAUGCAGAUUACCAGUUUUAUAAGAUAUAUCUUCAAAAACCUGGUGAUAUUGAUGUACAUCGUUUUAUGACUUAUCAUAGAGAAGAUGAAAAAGUUGAUAAUGUUUUCUUUGCUGCUUUUAGUGGUGAUGAUCUGAUUCAGUAUGCUAAUGCGGAAAAUGAAGAAGAAUUCGAUAACAUUUUCAAUGUUUAA